CAGCAGCAGCAGCAGCAUCCUCUCUUCCUGUUGCCACCGGGGACUCUUCAUCGACCAUCAAGUCUGGCGGGAACCGAGGCUUUUCUACGAUGCGCAACUUCCAUCUGCCCAAAUGCUGUGAGGGCUCCUAGCGUCCCUCUCUAGAGACAGCAGUGGAGAGGUUGGAGGUCCCUCGCUCAUCAAUGUCUCUCACUCCGAGUCGGAAGCCCUCCUCAGGUCAGCGCAGGCGCUCAGUGGGCACUGGAGGUGGCAGCGGGCGAUAUUCCCACAGCGAUACAUCCAGUACCCACACGUACCCUGGUCGGAUCAGGGCACCAGAGGGCAGCCCCACAGCCCGGACUUAUCCGAGUACACCGAGGCGUCAGGCGAAGCACACAACCUGCAGCGACAACCAUGGCAUCAGGCCGCCGACCCCGGAGCAGUACCUCACACCUCUGCAACAGAAGGAGGUGUGUAUACGACAUCUGCGAGCCAGACUGAGGGACAAUGUGGAGAGAUUACAACACAGAGACUGUGAAAUAGAUGAGCUGAGGGCCCAGCUGUACAGGAUGCAGGAGGACUGGAUAGAGGAGGAAUGUCACCGUGUGGAGGCCCAGUUAGCUCUGAAAGAGGCCCGCAAGGAGAUCCAGCACCUUCAGGAGGUGGUUGAGACAGUGAGGUCCAACCUGAGUCUCCAUGAACAAGAACCCCAUGAACACAAGCCAUACUCAGGGUUGCAGGGAGCUCGGCCAGGGGGGAAGUCUCGCUCCUGCGGCUGUUCCCCAGCCAGCACUUUGAGCCGCAGCACCGCCCACACCCGAAUGAGCAAUGAGGCUCUGCAGCUGGAGCGCAGCCCCAACGCUCCUGAGGCGAGCAGAGUGUCUUGCACAGCAGGACAAACCCACCUGCUCCUGGAGGCGGCCCUCCUCUCAGAACCGCUGCCGUCACAGGGCCACAUCCGAGGCCCCCCAACUGUGCCGCGCUCUUCCACCUACGAAAGGCUGUGCAGCGGGGGGGCGGUGUUGCCAAUCUCACACUCCUGCCACACUCUAAGUAGCAGCUGCAAGUGCAGUGGCCACGCCUACCUCCCCCAUCAUCACUUGUUCCUGCAUUUACCCCAGGAGGAGGCCCCGGUGACAGCAGCGCCUGCUGCUGUCCCUACUACUGAGCCUAUCCCUAUUCCUUCUCCUGCCGCAGAGAGGAAGCCAGAAGUGCGCUCACAGGCUUGCAGCCCCACCAUGAGCUGGCUGUGUGAGGAGAGCGGUGUCGAGGAGCUGAGUGUCAUUUCUUUAGCCACAGCAGAAGUUACCCCCUCAGAGCCACAUCUAUUUCCAUCGUCUUUACCUGCUGCGUCCCCUCCUGAGCAUUCACACAGCGUAGAGCCGCCCGACAAAUCAGAGCAGGUCACAAAGACGCCAACAGAGCCCCACACCUGCCAGCCCCACCCUACAGCUCCGCUCCCAGAGAGACAGGACGCUGUGGCAGUGGAUCUAGGAGAGGACGAUAAGGAUGAACCUGAAGGUACAGACGAAGAUGGGUACCCGCCUCAGCUCUGCCACUGGAGCCGCUACUUUCUUGUAGAUCUGUUAGCUUUGGCAAUGCCAGUGGUCCCAACCAUGGCAUGGCUGUGUCGAGGGGCGCCACAGGGAGUCAUGCCGGUGUAUCAUAUCGGCUCCCUGCUGAGAGGUUGCUGUGCUGUGGCCCUCCACUCACUGCGUCGCCGGGGUGCAGGCAGGGGACGCAGGCCCACCAGCAUGAACGGAACAACACCAAUCUGAGACUCUCUGACAUAAAGAUCACAACUCCCAACCUCUGCAGGCACAGCUACGCUGAGUUUCUCACAUUCUGGUCAUUUCCACGUGUUGGGUAUCUCCUCUUUUAAGAUUUCUAGAUUUUACAUAAUGCCCUUGUGAUUCUGUGCUCAUGCCUUGCCUUAGAAAACAAAGGAUUAGUUGUACAUUAUUUCAGUAUUCAGAUAUCCUUACUGCUCCUGCCUGCAGUUUAAGUGGUUUUCUCUUUCUUGGAAUUUGCAUGUAACCCACAGUUUGGUUGGGUUCUCUUGCUUGAAUUAAAAAAAAGCCCACCUGGAUAUAGAUGAUAUCCUCCGGGUGAAAAUAAUCAGUUGAUUUCAUGAAACAUGAAAGAGAACUUGUUUGAAGUUGAAUGCUCCUCUAUUUUCAUCAUCAUGUUUUUAAAAAUUGUGAAAAAGGAGACUCACGGUCAUUAAAGUUUCUUUGGCAUCAAUGUCCCACAAAAUCAGAAAAAUAAAUUACAGUCAGAACUUUUCUGACUUUUUCCACACAUAGUUAAUAGAUUUACAGAGCACAUCAAUGUAGGCAGCAGUCAUCUCCACCCAUGAAAACACUGAAUGUGAAAGCUGUUGGGACUUUUACCUUUUGAGAAGCAUGUGCAUUGAACCCAGCUCUCAGGUGCAGAACAGACAGGUUAUUGAUCUUUUUGCCAAUAAACAAAACAUGGGAGUUUAAAACUGUACAGACUCGAUUUCUUUGAUCCUGUCGGGACUAAAAUCAGUUAUGUAUCAGUGGGCCUCAUGCAGGAAGAGAUAUACAAACAGAUUUUCUUUUAUGUUUGUGUGUCGAUGGACAGCCACAAAAAUGGUUCACAGGCUGGCUGUCCAACCCAGUUGCAUAGGUGUGCAGGUAUCUCCUCUGCCGUCCUCUCUUGGUUGUCCAUGAUUGGACUGACGCAACCAAGAUAAACUUUUUUGUUGCCCUAAGUAGCUGCAGUUUCACAGCAGCUGUAAGACUUUGUUUGUUGGUACUCAUUGAUUUCUGGGAUUCAUCAUGUUUUUUUUUAUUUUUGACGUUCUCUUACGUCAGAGAAAAUUGGGCACUGUUACAGAGAUAAGAGAGAAACAUCUUGUUUUCCACAGAUCACAAAUUACUUGUCUGAGGCAAGGAGACACAAGUUUUCAUUAAAUGAACACAAAAAUAAAAUGCCUUUAUUAUCAUAUAAUCAAAUUUAGAUGAUUAUGUUUUAGAGUCAUAAUGAUUUGAUUAUUAAAUUUGUGAGCUAAAGAAAUACCAUUGCUAAACUGAUCUCAAUUAAGAAUACAAAGCCCUGCAUGAUAUUACAUAGCAGCUUCUGAAUGGCUGACAUCCUGCUCUUAGCCGCUUCUUAGAGAAUGUGUUUUUACAAAUAACACAGAUGUAUUUGAUGAGAUGGAUGAAUGGCUGCUGAGCCGUUUCAGACUGCACUGCUUUUAAAACCAUUUUCUUUUUCUUUUCAAUUCAGUUACUGUGUGUGGAAUGUAACUAAGUACACUUACUCAAGUACUCUACUUAAGUACAACUUUGACUGAGUACUUUAAUCCCAUGGCACAUUCUCCCUCUACUCCACUACACUUCAGGGGAAAUAUUGUUCUAUUAUUUGAUCAUUUUAGUUAACAGUUACUUUACAAAUUAGGAUAUUUGCACACAAACCAUAUGCAAAUAUCCAGAUGAAGCUGAAACAAUUAAUUGAUUGAUUAGAAAAUUAAUAGGCAAAUAUUUCGAUAAACAUUUGACAUUUUUUAUGCAUGAACAUUUCAUGGUUCCAGCUUCUCAAAGACGUCACAUACUUGCUGCUUUUCCUUUUAAUAUUUUGAUUUAUUAAAUUAAUUUAAAAUGUUCUGCAUGUAGUGCUUUUACUUGUAAUACAUCCUUGUACUUACAUUUUCAAUGCAGGUCUUUUACUAGUAACAGAGUAUUUUUACUGUGUGGUAUUAGUACUAGUUUACUAGUUAAGUAAAGGAUCUGAAUACAUCCUCCACUCCUGCUGACACAGCACUAACAGCAUCACAGAUGUUUUGCCAUAGCUGGGUUUAUGAUUUUCCUGUAACAUCAGAACUGACAGUUUAGGAGGGGCUUUUUUUUAUGCCUUUACUGGACAGGACA
Messenger RNA from Epinephelus lanceolatus (giant grouper), 3875 nucleotides. It is a transcript of the gene snpha, whose product is annotated as syntaphilin a. The record is from RefSeq and is a predicted model, not a curated record. Gene Ontology annotation, biological process: neuron differentiation. Lineage: Eukaryota; Metazoa; Chordata; Actinopteri; Perciformes; Serranidae. Gene Ontology annotation, cellular component: cytoplasmic microtubule; mitochondrion.